Molecule: messenger RNA, 1953 nt
Organism: Fonsecaea erecta
Lineage: Eukaryota; Fungi; Ascomycota; Eurotiomycetes; Chaetothyriales; Herpotrichiellaceae
Product: tRNA pseudouridine(38-40) synthase, variant
Exons: 3
Coding region: 1-1953 (650 amino acids)
Biological process (GO): mRNA pseudouridine synthesis; tRNA pseudouridine synthesis
Cellular component (GO): nucleus
Molecular function (GO): RNA binding; pseudouridine synthase activity
Source: RefSeq, a predicted model, not a curated record
AUGGAGACUGGCAUUCCGCAGGCCCCCGCGCCGAGUGCGUCCCAGGGCGCCUCAACCUCCAAUAUCGACACCGAAUCGAGGACUCCCACCUCUCCCAAAGACGGAGCAGCGCAAGUUCGUGAGCCAGGACAUGGUGGUUCAGAUGCAAGACGUCCGCAUCAGAAUGCUCCUGGAGGGCGAGCGGCCCGAGGUGGUCGAGGAGGUCGUCAGGGCAAGAAGAGAGAUAUGGGGAGGAAGGAGUGGGCUAAAACCAAAGUAGACAAAAGGCAACGGAACGAGGAUGAGCAAGCCGCUAAACGUCAACGGAUCGACCAAGGCAAGGAUGCACUGCCCAUUUACGCUACAAAAUUCAGCGAGGAAGUGCUUGCCGCCGAGGAGAGGAGACCCAAAAAGAAGGUUGCUGUGCUCAUUGGGUACGCUGGUACCGGUUACAAGGGGAUGCAGCUAGCACACGACCAGAAAACUAUCGAAGGAGACCUCUUCCAAGCCUUUGUCGCGGCCGGCGCCAUCUCUAAGGCCAACGCCGACGAUCCCAAGAAAUCUUCCUUUGUGCGAUGCGCCCGGACCGACAAGGGCGUCCAUGCCGCCGGCAACGUGAUCUCCUUGAAAUUGAUCAUCGAGGACGAAGACAUAGUGCAGAAGAUCAACAACAAUCUGACUCCCCAGAUCCGGGUCUGGGGCUACGAACGGACAAGUAACAGUUUCAGCGCCUACCAGAUGGUCGACUCGCGCAUAUAUGAGUACCUGAUCCCGACACAUAGUUUUCUACCACCCCACCCUAGCAGUUUUUUGGGGAGAAACUGCGAGAAGUGGGCAGAAAAAACGGACGACGUGGACGGAUACAGAAAGAGACAAGAGGAAGUAACAGGGUACUGGGAGAAGGUGGACGAGGAGAUGAUCAAGCCGAUUCUGGCCGAGUAUGACGAAGAGAUCCGUGCCAUUUUGGAAAAAGCACUCUGGCUGAAAACAGAACGCCCGACGGAUGACGGGAAUAGCGGUGCUCCCCCGCCGAAUCCCCCAGUCAUGGAGGUUGAACCUGAAACUUCUAAGCCAGAGGCUCCACAAGAAGCCGAGGACAAGGACCGUGCUCCCGAGAAGAGCAACAACGAAGAACCCGCCUCCGAUGCAGGAGACGCAACAGAAGAGCCCAAGUUAUCCCGAUCGCGUGUCCUCGAGGAAGCAAUGAAACGCGUCCGGCAAGCCUAUAUCGCUGCCAAACGGGCCUAUCGCAUUCCUCCUCAACGUCUCGACCGAAUUCAAGAAGCGCUCAGUCUAUUUGUCGGCACUCGCAACUAUCACAACUACACUAUCCAGAAGACCUUCAAGGACCCCAGCGCCAAACGAGUGAUCAAGUCCUUCCUGGUCAACAGGACGCCUAUUCUUAUCAAUGGAACGGAAUGGCUCAGUAUGAAAGUCCACGGGCAGAGUUUCAUGAUGCACCAGAUCCGCAAGAUGGUUGGGAUGGUUGCGCUCGUGGUGCGCUGCGGAUGUGAUCCCAAACGCCUGGUGGAAAGUAUGGGUCCUGACAGGCUGUCCAUCCCCAAGGCUCCUAGCCUGGGUCUUCUGCUCGAACGGCCGGUGUUUGAAUCUUACAACAGGCGCGCCAAAAGCGAACUCAGUAAAGAAGCCAUCGAUUUUGACAAGUACCGGGAGGAGAUGGACCAGUUCAAGCAAGUACAGAUCUACGAGCGCAUGUAUCGAGACGAGGAGAAGGACAACGUCUUUGGCAACUUCUUCAACCACGUCGACAACUUUCCGAGUGAGAUUUUCUUGUUUGUGACCUCGGGCGGCAUCCAAGCCACCAAGACGAAAGCACUGGUUGGGGCAGUCGAGGUUGUCAAGACGAAGAGUGGAGAAGAUGCUCUAUUGAGCAACGAUGUCGACGUCGGCGUCGAGGACGAGGACAGCGAUGCGGACGACGCUGUCAAGGAUAACCACGGUGACGAGGGUUGA